CCUUCUUGACAAAAAUGGAGACGGUAAAAUCAGCAUUGAGGAACUUAUGGAAAUAAUGGAAGAGGUUGGUGCUCAAGGGGAUGAUGCCCAGGAGAUGAUGUGCAUCCUUGAUUCCAACAGUGAUGGUUCUCUAAGUUCAGACGAGUUUGAUUUAUUCCAGAAACAGGUUGAAUUGAUGCGUAACUUAGAAGAUAGAGAUGCUCAAUACAAGACUCUUUUAAAUAAAAAGCUUGAAAUGGCAGAUAGCAGUGGGUUGAUUCAGGCAUUCACGAAAGAACUCAGGGACAGACUUGCUAUGAACUAGGCCUUAUCAGGCACAUUUAACUUAAGAACAUGUACCAUGAUUUUGAUUUUGAUUCAGGCUUACAGCAAAAUGCAGUUUACAACUCAUUUGUCUUGCUCGUUCUGGUAUUGGUGUCUUCAGAACUUAUCAUCUGUAAAGAAUUAUUAGGUAGAGUACUCCUAUACUAUGUAAAUAGAAAACUGUGUUCUUAUUUUACUGGAACACAGAUUUUUCUGUGUGAUAUUUUUAGAGCCAGCUAUACAUAAAUAAAUAUAUGAAGUGGUUGUGUACCA
Messenger RNA from Olea europaea var. sylvestris, 576 nucleotides. RefSeq names its product probable GTP diphosphokinase CRSH, chloroplastic. NCBI's taxonomy places the organism in Eukaryota, Viridiplantae, Streptophyta, Magnoliopsida, Lamiales, Oleaceae. The coding region runs from base 47 to 304 and encodes 85 amino acids. The record is from RefSeq and is a predicted model, not a curated record. The transcript has 2 exons. Gene Ontology annotation, molecular function: calcium ion binding.